GAGAGAGAGAGUGACAAAAAGUGGUCUUUUUUUUCAUCAUCAAAGGAGAGAGAGACCCACUUCAACAAUGUCGCUGCAGAAUCACUGGUGUUAGUGGUGGUGGGUUACAGAGUAAAGAGCUCUCUCUACUACUACUACUAGUAAGCAGAAGAUAAAAAGGUGUUAGCUUUUUCUCAACACUUCACACCAAAUAAAGCCUUUCGUUUUUAGAGAUCAAGUGAGAAGCACUACUAACCCACAAAAAAAAGCUUCUCCCUUUCUCUCUUUCUUUCUCUCUUUGUGUCUCUUCUUGUUGGCUUUUAGACUUUAAACAGUGAGUGAGGAAGAUGGGCAGUGCUGCGCAUUUUAGCAAAGAGAGGGUUCUCAGAGGGUUUCUUGUUUGGUUCUGUGUUUGGGGACUGCUCUCACUUACAUGCUCUGGGAGACUCAGUGUUUCAAGGCAGAAUUUUGAAGUGCACAAACACUUGAAUCGAUUGAAUAAACCAGCCGUUAAGAGCUUUCAGAGUCCAGAUGGGGACAUAAUAGACUGUGUUCACAUAUCUAAGCAACCAGCUUUUGAUCAUCCGUUCCUUAAAGAUCACAAGAUUCAGAUGAAACCUAGUUACACUCCACAAGGGAUGUUUGAUGAGAACAAAGUAUCUGAGAAGCCAAAAGAAAGAGUCAAUCCAAUAACUCAGUUAUGGCACCAGAACGGAGUUUGUUCUGAAGGGACAAUACCAGUGAGGAGGACGAGGAAAGAGGAUGUUUUGAGGGCGAGUUCUGUUAAACGGUAUGGUAAGAAGAAGCUCCGUACUGUUCCUCUUCCCCGAUCUGCUGAUCCUGAUCUCAUCAACCAAAGUGGUCAUCAGCACGCUAUAGCUUAUGUGGAAGGAGGCAAGUUUUACGGAGCGAAGGCAACAAUAAAUGUAUGGGAACCCAAAGUGCAGAACUCUAAUGAGUUCAGCUUGUCUCAGUUAUGGAUUCUUGGAGGUUCUUUUGGUCAAGAUCUCAAUAGCAUUGAAGCUGGUUGGCAGGUUAGUCCAGAUUUAUAUGGCGAUAACAACACAAGGCUGUUCACAUACUGGACGAGUGAUGCUUAUCAAGCUACUGGCUGCUACAAUCUCCUCUGUUCGGGUUUUAUACAAAUCAACAGCCAAAUAGCAAUGGGAGCGAGUAUUUCACCAGUAUCUGGCUUCCAUAACCCGCAAUACGAUAUAAGUAUUACUAUUUGGAAGGAUCCAAAAGAAGGGCACUGGUGGAUGCAGUUUGGGGACGGGUAUGUGUUGGGAUACUGGCCAAACUUUCUAUUCUCAUACUUAGCGGAGAGUGCAUCGAUAGUAGAAUGGGGAGGAGAAGUAGUGAACAUGGAAGAAGAUGGUCACCACACAACCACACAAAUGGGAAGUGGUCAGUUUCCGGAUGGAGGGUUCACGAAAGCAAGUUACUUCAGGAAUAUUCAAGUCGUUGAUAGCUCUAAUAAUCUGAAAGAACCAAAAGGGCUCAACACUUUCACUGAGAAAUCUAAUUGCUAUGAUGUUGAGGUUGGUAAGAAUGAUGAUUGGGGACAUUACUUUUACUACGGAGGUCCUGGAAGAAACCCUAAAUGUCAGUAGAGGAUGAACAAAAGAAAGAAUAUGAUUGAAGAUGAAGCUGUAGAGGAACAUAUGUACUGGAAAUUUUCCUAGUGUUUGUGAUAAGUGUGAAAAUAUCGUUUUUGUUGAUUUUUUCUUACACUUUACUGUGUUUUGGUUCUGGACAUUAUUUUGCGUUUUUUUUUUUGGUUUCUAGGUUUUGAUUAGGUAAUAGUUUUGGUAUUGGGGUUUUUAUUUGUUACUUGCUUUGGAAGAUAACAAGUUUGUAAGUGUGUAAGAGAGAAUUAGUGUCCCUCUCUUGUAGCGUAGGAGUAACCUUAUAAAAGUUAAAGAAGGUUACGGACCUUUACGUUGUCUAUGAGUGUUUCCUUGAGUGCGUUUGCUUAUGAGUUAUGAUGGAGGUCU
This is a messenger RNA of Camelina sativa (false flax), 1976 nucleotides long. RefSeq names its product protein neprosin. Lineage: Eukaryota; Viridiplantae; Streptophyta; Magnoliopsida; Brassicales; Brassicaceae. The record is from RefSeq and is a predicted model, not a curated record.